AUGGCGAACGGAAAUCCCCAGGCUAUAGGGAUUAUGACUCAAAGUGGGCUUUACUGGUCGCGAGCUCCGAAAGAUGUGUAUAGCUUCUUACUUGGACUUCGUUCAAGCCGCCAUACCACACCUCCUGCGAGCUUUGACACUUCGGACACCGACGAUGAAUCUAAACAGCCAAGCAACAGAACGCUACUUGAGGGUGUUUAUGAGAAUCUGCGAAGUAUGGACUGCGGCGAUGGGUUUCUACCCAUACUACUUGCGCCUUUCAUGGGUGUUUUGCCCACCAAAGAUCUCCUCACCAUUUCUUGCAUCUGGAGCACAAGAGUGGCUAAGGUUCUAGGAAAAUCUGCGGCUACAAGGCUUGUGCACACGGUGCUCGACUCGGAUUCCCCUUAUGGAGACAAUACCGAGCUCACAGAAGAGGCACGCGUCUACAAUGAGACUUUAAUGAACGUUGCUGAAGUAGCCGAACCUGUUGAAGACCUGGCUUUGUCCAGCGCCAGCGUUCUGUUACAUAAAGACGUCGAGUUUUCCGAACCAUCGUCACCCGCUGGCAAUUUCCUGACCACCAUGUGUGACCGCGUUAAAGAUAGACUUGUUGAUGGCCGAAUGCUUGAAGAGUUCACUGAAGUGCCGGAAUCAUUGAUCCCAACAGGCCAAGGGAUCAUGCAAUUGAACGCACUGGUUCCUUUGCUUCUCAGGCAACAUCCAGCCUAUAAAAGGAACUCUUUUUCUCUUCAAUCGACAGUCAAUGAGGCAUUUGUACUAUACUACUGUUACAGAGGGAAGAAAUGGCUUUGGAACUGUUGGGAAGAUCACCGCGAAUGGGGAGUAGUUGAUGCCGAGAUCGAGCUUGAAUUCGACAAUUUUGCAUCUGCCUGCAUGACAGGUCUUCUGCACAUCGACCUCGACAUAACAUAUCUCAUGGGACUGAUGCGAAUAGCCGCUGUGCUCGAGCAUGGUGCCGGUGAUAAGUUCUACUACAGAAAGACUAUACUUGCCCAAGCAUGGACUGUCGCUCUGGCCAAAACCCUCACAGAGCUGAGGAACCUCCAAGAUGAGGGUCGCAGCCGCCAGACCGAUAUAUAUGUUUUUGUUGACUGCUAUGUAUUUCAGCUCUGA
Fusarium verticillioides 7600 is the source of this 1116-nucleotide messenger RNA. RefSeq lists its product as hypothetical. The coding region runs from base 1 to 1116 and encodes 371 amino acids. The transcript has 2 exons. The record is from RefSeq and is a predicted model, not a curated record. NCBI's taxonomy places the organism in Eukaryota, Fungi, Ascomycota, Sordariomycetes, Hypocreales, Nectriaceae.